Pomacea canaliculata is the source of this 9524-nucleotide messenger RNA. Its product is annotated as B-cell lymphoma 6 protein-like. Bases 1551 to 3251 code for a protein of 566 amino acids. The record is from RefSeq and is a predicted model, not a curated record. The transcript has 2 exons. Lineage: Eukaryota; Metazoa; Mollusca; Gastropoda; Architaenioglossa; Ampullariidae. Gene Ontology annotation, biological process: regulation of DNA-templated transcription. Gene Ontology annotation, molecular function: RNA polymerase II cis-regulatory region sequence-specific DNA binding; DNA-binding transcription factor activity, RNA polymerase II-specific.
CGGCACUCUUCGGAUCACCGCGCGUUUGAAAUGUCAGCAGAUGGCAGAAUAAGAAAGAAGAUAGUUGAGGAUGCGAGUGCUGGUGCAUUUAGCAUCGCAUUUCUUCUCCAUCUUUUAUUUGCAGCAAACAAAGAGGCGAGAAAAGUCUGAAACGAGUUGUGGGCCUUUGUUUACGACGGAGGAAGUGUGGGGCUGAGAUGGCAAGUGUGGGGUUGGCCGGAACGAAACUGAUAUAAAGGGAAAAGAAAUGUUCUAAAUCGAUGUACACAGCGAUCUGUCAGGUGCAGGAUAUGAUAUUUUGGAAAUUAUAGGUUUUUUCUGGGAGGGAGGGAGUUUUGAAAUUAAGAUGUGGCUAGAGAACAUUCAGAACCUUUGAAACGCCCAAUGAGAGUUGAAGGGAAUUGGUGGGAUUUGUGGAUUCCUUCGCCGGGAAGUUUGAAGUCUUCUCGGUUUGAAAGAAAAUAGCUGCAUCGUCUUCAGCAGGGACCCGGCGCGCUCCCCAGCCUGGCAGUAGGGGGUGGCGGACACUUUGCCUGCACUAAAUCCCCGGUUACCACCGACAGCAGAAACCUGGCAGCUGUCUUCCAUCCACGGAGACAGGGACUACACGGGGAGGGACGUCUUGGGAGGGGCCAGGGAGCUCCAGGGAGUAGCGAGACUCUUCUCCUCCACGUGCGUGCCCACCCCUUCCCAGACUCUCCCUCCCCCACCUUGCACGUUACUGAGCACACACACACACAGAGAGACACCAACGCACGGAUUUGUUAGCCACUGCCACGUGCAGGAAAGUAGGGGGGGGGGAGGGGAAGGGGAGACGACUCGGCGCACGGGGCACCCACCGCACGGUGGCGGUGCAGAGGGGCGCGCAUGCACUCACGAGCCACAGACACGCGCGCACGGUUACAGCCAGUGCCGGGCGGCAUCCCCAGAACCGAAAGGGGGGCAGAAGAAGACACAACUCCACUCGGCAACAGGAGGCCGAGCAGACGAGCAAGGACAAAGCCGAAAGGGGGGCUCUCCAAGUCCCUCCACCGAAGGAGAGAAAAAGAGAGAGAGGAUACGAAGGAAUAACGGAACCGGCUCCGAUAAGAAGGAAGAGAGAGAAAAAGAGAGAGAGAACCAAGCUGCGCAGUAGAAGCGCAAAACGAGUCAGUCCCUCUACCACUUCUACCACCACUACCACACAUACACACACAAAGCUAUUGCAUGAAGGAACAGGAAACAAGCAGACACUGACUGUGUCUCGGAGCCUCCCAGGACGUUUUCGCUGCAUCCCUCCUUCACUCCUUCUGAUCUCGUUACCCCUCUUCCCUCAUUUCUUGACUGUUCCUUGCAGCCCGCUUCUGGACCAAGUCCAGCAGGAGGAGAAGAGCGCGAAGAUCGCUGAUGAGAGUGGAGCAUCGCGUUGUUGUGGGGGAGGCUGGAGGCGAGGGCGCAGAGCCCGCUUGUCUGCCGUGAGAACGCGAGCUGGGGCCUGUGUGAUAGCGGGGGCCCCCUUGUAGUACGCGGCGUAGUACGCUUGUGGGGCAGUCUGCCAGCUUCACACGACCAUGCCGAAAGCCUUCAUGAUCACCCACCGUCGCUACCUGCCCACGCCGCCUCCAACGACGACGACGCUGCCGUCCAGCGACAACAGCAACAACCAGGACCAUCAUGCGACAGCGACGACCGAGGAGGUCCAGAUGCAGGCGCUUCGGUUGCCGCUGCUGCCGUAUUUUGAGCAAGAGCAGGUGGAGGCGGUGGACCUGGUGGUGCACAAGGACAACAACAACCACCACAACCACCACCACCAUCAUCAUCCUCCUCAUCAUCAUCCCCAGCACCACAAGUGGACGGGCCACGUCAUCCAUCGUUUCUUCUCUUUCGACUCGGGAGCCACCAGCAACGCAGUCAACAACAUCGGCAACAACAGCAACUACUACAGCAAUUGUCUCAGCAGCACCGGCGAAGUUGUAAACAGCAGCAGCAGCAGCAGCAGCGGCAUGACUUUCCCUUCCAACAGUCUGUACAACAGUGACGUCAGAUACAGUAGUUCCAGCGACACUUCCGCUGAUGACAAGAACAGUCGCGACGACUGCUGCAUGAACAUAGUCAACCACAACAACGAGACAGGCAUCGACCUCAGCAUGAAAGGGGGAGACCAGCAACGCUACCAAGCGGCGCCACUUCAUCGUCCUCCUGCUGCAGAGGCAGAGAUGCAGGACAAGUCCGGCCUCUCGGACGGCGACAGCGACAGCGGCUGUUCGACGCAGAACGAAGGACGAGGUCACCUGCCCCCAGAGGUGGAGUAUGGGUGGGCCGAGUGUCACGCCCACUUCUCCCUCCUCUACGACCUCAUGACCCAGAGUGCACGCAAAAGCACCGGUGGCAAGGAAACCUCGGAGGCAGGCGGCGGCUACCUUGGCAACAAGGACUCCCCCGCCGAACAGAUUCCCUUCGAUUAUUCCAAGACGUCGCCGGCGCGGGAAGUGCAAGAGGCCCCCGUGCUGUACGAACUGAUGGCGGAAAGCCCUCGCAAGGCCUCGGGCAGAGAUGUUCCUGAACACGCCCUGGAGGUGGAAGUGCCCAUGCAACCGUAUCACCCGCAGCAGCAGCAGCAGAACCAAGAAGGACAGCGGCUGACAGUCCUGGAGAUGCCUUCCGAGACGGUGGGAGUGCGGUACGAAGCCAGACGCUCCCUCAACGACCUGCUGUACGCCGCCGGCUUGCCUCCGUCCUCCCCAUCGCCUCCGUCCCCUUCCUCCGUGCCGUCACCCUCGUCGUCGCCGUCAUCAUCGUCGGAAGAGGCGCACACCUGCGAAGACUGCGGCAAGCGCUACAGCACGUCGUCCAACCUGGCCAGACACCGCCAGACUCACCGGUCGCACGGCGACAAGAAGGCCCGCAAGUGUCCCCACUGCGAGAAGGUCUACGUCUCCAUGCCUGCCUUCAGCAUGCACGUGCGCACGCACAACCAGGGCUGCGCAUGCCCGCACUGUGGCAAGCGCUUCUCGCGACCCUGGCUGCUGCAGGGUCACAUCCGCACGCACACGGGCGAGAAGCCGUUCGCGUGUCCGCAGUGCGGCAAGUCCUUCGCCGACAAGUCCAACCUGCGGGCCCACAUCCAGACGCACUCCAGCGAAAAGCCGUACAUGUGCGGCCGCUGCGGCAAGGCCUUCGCCCUCAAGUCCUACCUGUACAAGCACGAGGAAUCGUCGUGCAUGCGCGGCGAGCGCUUCCGGCCUCUCCGCAAGGUGGCGCCAGAAUACUAAAGUGUCCCUCCAGAUCAGGAGACGAUACGACGACGAAAGAGAAACAGAAUGGAAGUUUGUUACAGCGAUUUUCACGACCUGCAUUUUUUUCUGGGGAGUUUGGAAGGAUUGGAAUGGGACUGGGAUGGAGGAAGAAGGGUCUUUUUUUUUUUCCUUCCUCAAUUUUUUUAUGUCGCUUUGUUAAAAGUUGUUUGGUUGCUUUGAAGAUGUUCGAAGGGAGGGGAGACAGGAUCUGAGGUCGUUAAACUACUUCUCUGGACUUCAACCCCUCUUUUUUUCGGCAGAGCAUGUCUGACGUCAUAUGCACGUGACCUAACUCGUGACCCUGAAGUCGCUGUAUCCUUUGUGCAAAGUGGCCAGAUGAUCGCUACCCUACGGUGGGUGCUGCAGAUGCUGCAUCGCGAAUCUUCGUUUUUUGGUGCGCUGUCACCCUGACUCGAGCCGGGAUGCGAUCCGGGAACACAAUCCCUUCACCUGCUCGUACGAUCUUAUCGGCUGCUGUGUUUGCUAUGCGACCUGCAAUGUGUCAAAAGUUUGCAUCAUCUAUUUUGAGCACAACGAGGAUAGAGGGGGUAGCUGUCGGAGUAGUAGAGGGAAACGAAUUAACUGAUAUGUUUGAACUGACAAAUGGUCGAGCUGAAGGGAGCGCCAAACAUCGGGAGAUACGGCUGCAGGAACCCACCUCCUACCUGCUUUUGAUGAGUUGUCUCCACGUGGAUCUUCACAAAGGCUUGAGAGUUGCUUGCCCAGCAGGGCCGCCUCAACAGACCGGUGGUGAUAUUGUUAGUGUUUCUUACGUUUUGAACAUGUUUGUAACUAUUCAACAGCGAGCUGGAAAAAAAAAGAUGGCAGUGGCUAUCAAAGUUCAAAAGACUCGGAUAUGGUUUUGGAAGAAAUAUCUCUGAUGUGCUUUGUUUUUAUGGUAUUGUUUUUGGGGUUAAGGAUUAUUUUUUGUUUGUUGUCUUGUUUUUUGGAUUAUUUUUUUUUAGUUUUUUUUUCGAGGGAUAGAGGUUUCUGCCAUGAGUGCAUGCACACUCCACCGAAAUUGGAUGGCACGUUUCCUGGUGUCAAUUUAUUUAUUUCUUUACCUAUUUAUUUAGUUAAUUCUUUAUUGUUAUACUGCAGUAACAUAUUUUGUAAUAUAAUAUUGUAUUACUACUUUUGAUGUAUCCACACUUGAGAAUUUAAGUAGACGACUUUAAUUAUUUAUUUAUUUAUUUAUUUUCCGUCAGAGUUUAUUUUAUUAUAUGGAGACUUUGUCACUUACUUAGAACACUGUUGUUUGCUUUACUAACAAGUGUCUGUUGACAAAGACGACAACUUUGUUGUAUUAAUUUAAAUUUCUGUAUUGUUUAGCUAGGUGCUGAUUGCAGUCACUUCAGUAAUGCACAUAACGUUUCCUGUAUGCCACUAUACAGCAUGAAAUGUUUGUCCUGCUUGUUUUGAAACCGCUGCUCGAACCAAUGAAAAAAGCUUUUACUUGAAACUUGAGCGCAGAAGCAGCCAAUCAUGGAGAUCGCUACAAGACGGCAGCGUUCUGUCUGCCCAUUCAUCUGAACCGAGGACCAAUUUCGCCAAAUCACUUCUUCAGUUUAUUAUUCUAGUCAUCGUCAAGCAUUGCUGUUCAUCUUCAGGAGCGAGCAACAUUUUGGUGACCUUUGACAUGGAUUCGCAGACACUGGAAUGGAGAAAUGGGAGGGGGAGAGCAGAGCUAUGACCAGCAGCAGUUAAGAAAUCAAACUUAUUGCAGCUCAGUUCGGGUGUUUUAUAACUAGAUUGUUUGAUAUUAUUUUAGCUUUUUUUAGAAUGUUUACUAGUUAGGACAUGAACAUUUUUGACGAUGGGCCUUACGAUGUUGUUCGUAGAGUUGUUUACACUCACUUUAAAAAAAAAGUCCCUCCAACAAUGCCACCCGUUUGUUCCAAAGUAGGAGUUCUGGUAUGCGCAUGCGUGACUAGGGUGCAGGUCAAAGUCGGAUCACUUCCGGUUUCUGAUAAAGAACGUUCACUCACAUGCAUACCUCAGCCGAGUUGGUAGUUCAAAUAUUUGGAAGAGUAUCGAGUCCACAAUUUAUAACAUAUUGAAAUAAGUCAGAUUUCAUUUUUUAAUUUAUUGUUUCGUUUCGAAAAUGUACUUAUUGUUUUUUUUUAGUUUUAUCAAGUUAUUAAUUUAUUGUGCUGAGGGUUACUCCCAAAAGUAGUUUUAAUUUAUUGAAAGAGCUAACUUUGUGAUUGUUUAUUUUCAAACUAUUUUCUUUAAUUGCAGUUUUGUGUCGUAGUGUAAUAUAUAGAGUACAACUGUAUUUGUUUGUACAGAUUGUUUAGACAGUUUAGAUACGGAUAAAUACAAACACCCUUAAGGUGUUAGCAUGUCAGUAAAAUCGUAAGGGACAUUUUCUUGUCAUCGUCCUCACCUGGCGCUGGGCCUUGCUUUCAAAACACACAGAGAACAGCUCAGCCCAGGACACGGAUGACUUAGAACUGCUCGAAGUGUGUGCUUGAAAUCACUUUGCAACAUUUCUUUUAUUCUUUUCUCAUCACUUCAUCUCACCAAGUCACACACCGGACCAAAAUGUUUUACUUGUGUGCAUAAUUUUGUGUGAAGAGCGUGGAUCAGUCGACACGUCGGUAGGGUUCCUACCGCCACGUCAGUUUAAUGUUUAGUAGCCAGCUGUAUUGAAGUGAUGCUUUUAUUACAAUGCAAGGCAUCAGUACAUUUUUGUGGAUUUUUACAGGCCAAUGCUGACCCUUUUUUCAAAAAAAAAGUUUUGCUUGAAACCGCUGUGUUCUAUGAACAAGAAGUCGUGAAUCAUUUCCUGCUUUCAAAGCAAAUUGCUACAUUAUGAUUGAGUUCAUCAAAGUUCAUCUGCUUCAAGACAAUAACUCUUCAUUAUAUUUAAAACCUUACUGCCUCUUUUUACAGAGACAUGUAACAAUGAGCUUAUGAUUUGACUUAUCGCAACCUUGGUUCUGUUUGUUCAAAACUCAGUUUCUUGUGACUACCUUGUUUCUCCGGGGCUUCUUCAUCCUUCUCACCUCUCUCCUUCCUCUCUUUCCCUCCCCUCAUCUCUCUCUCACACACACCAUUAACUACUAGAUUUGCUCGUAAAAAAUUGUCUCAUGUUUUUAUUAUCUGUUUUGAAUUUCGGGAUAGCCAAUGCCACAUUCCUAAAAUUAAGAUGUAUGUCAACACGAUUACUGAACUUACAAAGGUAAAUGUAGUGCUGCCACACACUCUAGUCAGUUUUUUUUUCAUGUAGGGGAGAGGGUUUGCUGUGGAGUGGAGUUCAAACUUGCAGUUGAUUUUACAGUUUUUCCUUUACUGUUGAGGUUUCUGUUGUUUCCCACGGAAUGGCAGUAGAACAUUCCUGGAUGUGAAGCCAGCACACCCCUAACUGCAAUGGUAUUACCGUGUCCAUGUGAAAGGAAAUGGCGACGGCAAAUGGCUUGCAUGCAAAGAAAGGAAAAACAGUUUAUCUUGCGCGCGAAAAUAUGGCAACAUGUGUUGUCUUGCGAACAGAAAAAAACCCGCAGCAUGAUUUGCUAUUGCUGCCAAAAUGAAGGCAACGCAAGAAACAACUCUAUCUGUCUUAGGGAGGGCGAAAAAUACCUCCUGCAAUUGAAUGCUUGUUCGCCAAACAAUUGGGGACAGGACUUGAACUUCAUUUUUUCAUGCACGGAAAGGCAAAGAAAAGAAUUAGAAUCAUGGGAUUUUUCUUUCUUGUUAAACAAAGGCAACGCAAAAUCUUUUUCCUGAUGGAAAGUUUGUGUGUGAGAGAAAGAGAGAGAGAGAUGGAGGAGACGACGAGAGAGGAGAGAAGUUUGAAGUCCUUCAUCACAAAAAAUCAAAAUUUCUUAUCUGUAUUAAAUUUAUGUUUUGUUCUGUUUUUAAUAUCUGUAACGUGGCUUGUUGCCGGUUUCAGUGUACUCCAGAAAUUAAUACUAUCCCAUUCUUCAUGAUGUUAUUUCUUCAAAAAACAAAAGGACAUUCAUCGAAGCCUGUUUAAGGUCAGAUAUAAACAAACUAUAACUUUUGGUCUUGAAGACAUUUAUUUUAAAAAAAAGAAUCUUAUUUUUAAUCUUGUCUUUAAACCGUUUUCAACCGUCCUUUCUGCUUCACCUUUUGGACUAUGCAUUCCUUCUGUGUAUUUUAAACCGUAGACGUGUUCAGACCUGGUACGUCCAGCGUCCUUUGCGAAUACAGAGAAUCUAUUUUUGUACCGUGUGGGGGAUGCCUAUUUAUUGCAGUGUGCCUUUCAUACUUUGGUUCAAGUUACAUUUUUUUAAUUAGAAGUGUGUGAACUGUUAACGUUUACAUUUUCAUUUUCAUGUAACCGGCUGCCUGCAGUCAGCGAGCUUGGUGUUUUUGUGACUAAAGUUCUUAGCUUGCUUUAGUGACCACAGCUGUUCAUGUGUACGUACGGUGUUCAUUGUGAUCUGAGCAUGGUAACACAUCAUCUGUUUCUCGUGUGUUAGAUGAGUAUUGUUUAGUGCCUCGACUCUAGUUUGGUGUGACAAUGCUUGUGUGACGGUAACCAUAGUUCCUUAUUAUUUAUUUGAACCUUUAGAAAUAAUUUAUUUGCUGGAUUCACAACGUUUUCACCGCCCAAACCUCCGUCCUUGUAUACAGUGUAUUUAAGUUUUUAAAUUAUAAAUUAAUCUGUGUACGUGUAUUUAUUCAAUUUUUCUGUUCUUAACCAAUACAGAGUUCGCUUCUUAAUUUAUUAUGCUGUUCACCAUGUGACUUAAGCGCAACUAAGCUAAUUUAUUGUAACUUAUUUUCUCCGACCGAAAUUCACCAAGAACCAAUUCCAGAGGCCAGCCAUUUUGUGCCAAAUUUGUUUCUCUACUACGUCAUUUCAUUAUCAUAUCUAUUUAUUUACUUUGUAUAUCAAAUUCUGAUCAUACAAUUCGAAAUCAUAAUCAGCAUCACCUGAGCCAAACAGCCAACAUUCCGAAGGAAUACACAAAACAGGAGAGCAUGGCUUCAUGGUCAUCAGAUGGUAGCAUCGUGUCAUCAAGACUUCAUCCAUUCUGCAGUCAAGAGAAGACGACUUUAGACUGGCACAUGGUGAAUGCUUUGUUCCACCGCUAGCAUCACUUCAUCUAAAUAAUCAGGGAAGGCAUUAGCCGAGUGGCUUAUGAACUCAGACGCGCCGGGUGGAUACCCGUGUGGGGCAGAGUUCUUCUUCAGUUGACCCAGCUGUUGAAUGGGUACCUGACUCCUUAGAGGGACGGGAGGGGAAAGGCAGUGAGGAGGGAGUUUCCAUCCUUCCAAAAAGUGCGAUCUCUAGCACCACACUCCCCAGGCACCGAGAGGUCACCCAAUCACCAUUAUUUAUCUGUUUACAUGAAUUUAAAAACUCAGUUUACUUUAAACCCACAAAGGAAAUUAGGGCCUUUGGUGUUCUUACAGACACAGAGGCUACAAGUAACAUCGAGGUUGUAUAACAUAACAGUAUUCCGAGUUUGAGAUGGAAGUCUGGGUGUCCUAUGACGUCACACGCUGGGGAGUGUCAAAGGUUGAAGAAACGGUUAACAGCGAUGUAACAGUUGUCUGGUUUACUUCUAAGGCAAUGGGAAGUUUUUCGUUGGCUAAAUCCAGUCAGGUCAGUGGAGCUGUAAAUUCUGAGCUCCAUCAUCUUUGCCUGUAAACCUGGAAAUUACUCCCCCGUUGUUUAAAAACUGCGGGUACAUGGUGACUCGGGCCGUUUGUAGAACACACUAACUUCAAGUGAUCUUCAUCUCACUUAUUUUGACACUGACGACAAAUUUAUUGAGAAAUUACCUUUUGAUCCACUUACCAAAAUCAACUAACUGUCCCUGACUGAAGCAGUCGCCAUCUUGAUUAGUUGGAAUCAAACAAAAUAGAAAACUCUUUAGUUACUAAAGCAGAAAAAAAACUAAUUUUGACGAUUUCAUAAACAUCAAGAUUCGCCUGUGGGGUAUUUUUCCAGUAAAAAAAGUGCCAUCUGUGUUUUUUAUUUAUAGCUGAUGUAAUCAGUGUACAUGUGUCUCGAUGCGCCAUCUGUAUGCUCACGAAUUUUACUUGCAGGAGAAACAUAAUAACUUUACGAAAUUUUUUCAAGUCAGUUUUAAUAGUAUAUCUCGCCUUCUCUUUUGACGCGAGAGUUUUUGAAUAAAUUAUUACUUUUUGUCAAACGCAUCAUCGGUUAUUUUGAUACAAUAGUACUCUGUAUUUUUAUACAUUUUGUAGCAGAUCUUGCCGUCCUCGUGUGCUGUAUUUAUUGAGUGAAUAAAACACGAAAACAGC